GUCAGUACUCUUUUAUGAGACAACAAAGAAAUCAAGAAUUGAUCAUAACUUGAAAAUCAAACGUCGGUGGCAUCGCACAAACGCGAGCCACGUGUCUAACACGCUAGCAGUUGUCUCUAAAGAAUUCAUAGACCAGACAACUCUCGGGAGCUUGGUAUCGAGAAUUUUACUGAGUUAUCAAGAAGUCUGCGGCUUUACUGGGAAGUGGGGUAGCUUUCUUUUUCAUUCGAAAAGCCUUUUCAUUGUAGAUUGAGAAAGGGGUUGCUAUCAGCAAAUGCAAAAGAGAGCAAUCACUCAUGGAGUUUGGCUUGAAUGAAGAUGCGCAAGAUAAGAGUGGCAUCACCUCAAAUCAUGGGCGUGAUGAUGUUUCAGAGGUGGCCAUGACUGAAAACCUACAAGAACAACUUCAUCCUUCUCCAGGCAUCCAAAACAUUGACAUGUUCAGAAAGCAUGAGGCUUCUGCACCUAGGGAUGCUUCUGGAGAAGUAAAUAUGGAAGCUUCUGUUACUGCCGACGAUGUUAUGCAGGCUGGAGGGUUUGGAACUUCUGACAGCAUCAGUAGUUUCCUCCCAGUUGCAAGUGAUUUCACAGAUUUUGAGGACCACCUUCGAAGAGUUCAGGGAUAUGAAGAUGCAGUAGAUAAAAUUGCUGGAGGAAAAUCUGAUCCUUCAAAAGACAUUCAGGAAGUUGGCAAAGUUCAUGUUAAAGACAUUGACAAUGCUGAGGAGCAUGAUGCCUUUGAAGCAGUAAAUAUGGAAACUUCUGUUACUUCGGAUGAAAUGAUACGGGCUGGAGGCUUUGGGGCUACAGAUAAUAUAAGUAGUUUCCUUCCAGUUGCUAGUGAUUUUACUGAUUUUGAGGCCUAUCUUCGUGAUGCUCGAGAAUAUGAAGGUUUAGACGAAGAAAUCAAUCGGCCUGGCCUUGGCUGGAAUAGUGAAGCAAAGUGAGUGAUUGCGGUUACAAAAGUGACUUGGUUUCUUCUGGUAUUUCUCUCCCUAAGAUUUGAAGUCCUGUUCCUCAUGGUUGUAUUUGUGACUACUGUACUAGAGUUUUGAAUGAUUUCCUUUGGACAUAGUUACUCCCAAAUAAUCAUUCUAUGCCAUCAAGUUUUGUGCGCACUUGUAAAUGCAACAAGUGACUUGCUGCAUUUCCGGCAUUAGCUUGAUGUUGAUAUCUGAUGUCUUUGGUACUGUAUUGUCGAUGUGAAUGUAAGACUUAAGUUUUCAAGGAUUCUCUGUACUUCUGAUA
Messenger RNA from Sesamum indicum (sesame), 1248 nucleotides. RefSeq lists its product as uncharacterized. NCBI's taxonomy places the organism in Eukaryota, Viridiplantae, Streptophyta, Magnoliopsida, Lamiales, Pedaliaceae. The record is from RefSeq and is a predicted model, not a curated record.